GGUGCCGGGGCGGGGAGAGGCUCCCCCUUAAAAACCGCUCACCCGGCGCCCGCUCCGGAUCCUGGUCGUCGCCGCGCGCCCACGGGACCCUGCGGAAGAAGAGGAGGGGAGGGUGUUCCCCACACCAUGGCAUCCACGGACGGUGCCAACAACAUGCCUAAGCAGGUGGAGGUGCGCAUGCACGACAGCCACCUCAGCUCGGAUGAGCCGAAGCACCGAAACCUGUGCCUGCGCUUGUGUGACAAGCUGGGGAAGAACCUUCUGCUCUCGCUGACAGUGUUUGGUGUUAUCCUGGGGGCAGUGAGUGGAGGGCUGCUUCGCUUGGCAUCCCCCAUCUCCCCUGAUGUGGUCAUGUUAAUAGCCUUCCCUGGGGACAUCCUCAUGAGGAUGCUGAAAAUGCUCAUCCUUCCACUCAUCAUCUCCAGUCUGAUCACAGGCUUGUCAGGCCUGGAUGCCAAAGCCAGCGGCCGCUUAGGCACCAGAGCCAUGGUGUAUUACAUGUCGACGACCAUCAUCGCAGCUGUGCUGGGGGUCAUCCUGGUUUUGGCCAUCCACCCUGGGAAUCCCAAGCUCAAGCAGCAGCUCGGUCCUGGGAAGAAGAAUGAUGAAGUGUCUAGCCUGGAUGCCUUCCUGGAUCUUAUUAGAAACCUCUUCCCAGAAAACCUAGUUCAAGCCUGCUUCCAACAGAUUCAGACAGUGACAAAAAAAGUCCUGGAGGCACCUCAGCCAGAGGAGGCCAACGCGACCAGCGACACUGUCGUUUCUCUGCUGAACGAGACCGUGACGGAAGCCUCUGAGGAAACGAAGAUGGUCAUCAAGAAGGGCCUGGAGUUCAAGGAUGGGAUGAAUGUCUUAGGUCUGAUAGGGUUUUUCAUUGCUUUUGGCAUCGCCAUGGGGAAGAUGGGUGAUCAGGCCAAGCUGAUGGUGGACUUCUUCAACAUUUUGAAUGAGAUUGUGAUGAAGCUGGUGAUCAUGAUCAUGUGGUACUCGCCCCUGGGUAUCGCCUGCCUGAUCUGUGGGAAGAUCAUUGCUAUCAAGGACUUGGAAGUGGUGGCGAGGCAGCUGGGCAUGUACAUGAUCACAGUGAUCGUGGGGCUCAUCAUCCACGGGGGCAUCUUUCUCCCCUUGAUCUACUUCCUGGUGACCAGGAAAAACCCGUUCACAUUCUUUGCUGGUAUUUUCCAGGCUUGGAUCACUGCCUUGGGAACUGCUUCCAGUGCUGGGACAUUGCCUGUCACCUUCCGUUGCCUGGAAGACAACCUGGGGAUCGAUAAGCGUGUGACCAGGUUUGUCCUCCCGGUUGGAGCAACCAUUAACAUGGAUGGCACAGCCCUUUACGAAGCGGUGGCGGCCAUCUUCAUAGCGCAGAUGAACGGCAUCACCCUGGAUGGAGGUCAGAUUGUGACUGUCAGCCUGACGGCCACACUGGCCAGCGUUGGUGCAGCCAGCAUCCCCAGCGCCGGGCUGGUCACCAUGCUCCUCAUUCUGACCGCCGUGGGCCUGCCGACGGAGGACAUCAGCUUGCUGGUAGCUGUGGACUGGCUGCUAGACAGAAUGCGGACUUCAGUCAAUGUCGUUGGUGACUCUUUCGGGGCUGGGAUUGUCUAUCACCUCUCCAAGUCUGAGUUGGACUCCAUUGAUGCCCAACACCAAGUCCAUGAUGACAUCGAAAUGACCAAGACUCAAUCCAUUUAUGGCGACAUGAAGAACCACAGGGAAAGCAACUCUAAUCAGUGCGUCUAUGCUGCACACAACUCUGUCAUAGUAGAUGAGUGCAAGUCUCUCCAUUAUGUGGAAUAUCAGUCGUGGGUUUAAGUUUGCACGUGGCGUUGAGGACAGACAGACAGAAGGUAACUCUGGCAGCCAAUGGGAAGUCAGCUGACUGCAGUGUUGAGGAAGAGCCUUGGAAACGUGAAAAAUAAGGAUAUGACUCAUCAAAUCCUUGAAUAAACUCCCUGUGUAUCUUAUGGUAAAAGAUGCUAUAAACAAGCUUUGUUUAAAGAGGACAAAUGCAUAUAUUUCUAUGUUUACUUAAUCUGUUAGCUGAAGCCUAGAGGAGCUGCUGUGAGUCCGUGAUGACAGGCACCUUGCUGUGUCAUUUUGCCAAAUAAUGCUUCAUAACCAUCUAAUUUUCUCACUUGUGUUAUUGUUUGAAUGGAUGCUGCUGGAGGAACCACUUUGAAUUGAAGACAUGAUCUUGCCAGCUUCCCUUUUCUCUCAAUGCAGAACGAUGGAUGCUCUUUUCCCAAGGGACAUGACAAAAGCAGCGAGGUACAUUCCAGGGACCAGGGACAAUGAGCACAUAUAAUGUGCUAUUCCUUUAAGUGUUCACAGCUUGCCUUGUUAUGCACAAGAGAUUCUGCCAGAAGCAUCGAGAAAUAACUUCUCUCCAACUGGUUGAGUGAGUUGACAUCUGCAUUGAUUGAAAGCAAGUGUCUUAGGGAAGUCUAACAACCUAUCUUUUGUGUGUCAUUUUAAGUUACAUGUUUCCAAGUGUUUUAGUGGGAGCCAUACUGUUGAAGGUUUAUGGUUCUCACUGCCACGCUGCCCUCCUCUAAUGAGUCUGGGAAAUUUCUAGUGGGAACUUCCAACUUGAAAAUGCAUUAGGAAUUAGUUGUAUAUGGUCACUAUAUAUGUUGACAAAAGUAAAGGAGCAUAGUCAACAUCAAUUUAACCAGAUCUGAAUAUCCAAAUUCAUUUGUUUGAUUCAUAUUCAACUGGCAUAGUGAAAUCAAGGGUGGUUAUUUGAUCUAUAUUUUUGAUUUCUUUGUUUUAUCCAUAUGAUUCUCAUUGAGGUAUCUAACAAAAUCUUCAAUCUCCAGAUUAUUUCUAUGAUGUUCUUAUUCUUCUACAUGUUUUGGUCAACGUAUCCUCCUGUCACUCAGAGGACACUGGUGUUAGCUAUGCUCUUUGCAUAUCUCUGUAAAACAAAUGGAAUUUAUUCUAAUAUGUAGAAAGCUUUCUGUUAUAUCAAAGCACUUGAAACCAACUGUAGGACAAAGUCAGAAACAUAGCCAGUCUUCCUCCUCAUGGGAAAGAGACAGAAAAUAAACACCUAUGAAAACUUCUGGCAUUCCUACGGCAGAGUCCAGGCAGCCUUCAACCAUGAAGGGAAGUUAAAGGAUGGCACUACACCAUGUCCACAUGGAGCCCUUCCCAAGGCUGCAACCAUUCAGAGGAAGAAAUCAGGUCACUGGAAUAAUACAGUGCCUUGCAUGUGGUAGAUGGUCAAUGAAUCCUUAAUGAUUGGCUAUGCAAGCUAAAAUUACGAAUGUCUCUAUUAUCAUUUUCUAUUGAUUAACACACAGUAUUUUCUUAUGGUUUGGGUUUGGAAGUUAGCUGGGACUGUGAGUCAUUGAGAAAUAAAGCACAGUGGUCUCAGGAGUCAACAGAAGCUGGGUCUAUGGGUAGAAGUAGGUGUGGAGAUGUUUUGGAUGUUUAUCGAAUCCAAAUUCUCUGAGACAAAUGUCACAUCUCUCUUCCAAAUCAGGCAGCUUGGGAACAUAGAAAAGAUGUGAGAUAUCAGUUGCUUUCACUCACAAACCCUGAUUAUCAUUGGAUAAGGAUCACUAUGGAGCAGUAUUAAGGGAAUUUUGUUUUUGUUUUUUUGACGCAGAGUCUUCCUAUAUAGCCAAGACUGGCUUUAAACUCACAAUCCUCCUGUAUUAGCUUCCUAAAUUCUAGGAUUACCAAUAGAAUUGCCACACCAGCAAGCAGAUAUUUUGAAAUGUCAUUUGUCUUCAGUUUCUUAAGAUGGACAGUUAACAGAGUGACUAUGGACAUGCCCAAAUACAGUAGUGAGUAAUUCAUCCUUUCUUGAAGACAUGGGGUCAACAGGACAAUCUUGAAGCUAGCUGUGAACUUGUUCAGGGUUGUUAUUCUAUAAGCUCUGCCCUGUUUUUUUUUCUUUUUUUUUUUCUAAUGUGUAUAAGGAUUUAAGAGAAGCCACUGAGAGCAUGUUGGAUUGGUUGAGAAAGGCCAGCUGGGUACUUACGCACCCUGGCCCGUUUCCCAAAAGAUGUGAUGAUACGUGAGUUGUCUUCUCAUGAUUCUGUCUAAAGAUCUUUCUAGUAUAAUCUUCAGCUUCUCCCUAGCUAUUCUGCUAAACUAUGACUGUGUAAGGGGACAGGGUAUUCAGAAGAAACAAGGGGCACAACUUCAUAAAUAGGGUUUUUCUAGUGUCAGACUGUAUGCAGUGUCUCAUGGGAAUAUACUUAAGAAAUCACAUUUGUCUGGAAAUUGAAUAACCCAUAUUAAAAAUAAGCAAUUGGUCAAGUUCAGGACUAGCCUGAACACCCAGGGUGUGGGUAGAAAUAGUAUAGGACUAUGUCUUCUGGUUUUGUUGGCCUCAUUCAUUCUUCCCAUGCCAUGUUCAUUGGGUGUUUGUUCCCUUGUCUAGAAUGUGUGCUGUAAACAAGAGAACAAAUGAAUCCAGAGUAUAUUCUACUGGCCUUAGUCUUAUGAAGCUUUCUGCCACUAUACUGUACAUUUAUCCUGAUAGCACCAUCAUGGAUCUGAAUGAUGAAGUCAUGGAUUUCACAACACCAACUUUUAAAAUGAGCUUUCUUUUUUUUUUUUUUUUUUUUAGGAGUCAGAAUCAUUUCAGAAGAAAACGAGGCAGACUUUUAACCCCACCCUUUCUCAUUCUUGCCCUUUACGAAGCAAAUCAAAUCAUUUAUUUAUUAUUAUUUAGCUAGUAAAAUUCAAUGAAGCCAAUUUAAUCAGAAAACAGAAUAAGUUGUCUUUCAAAUCAUUAGGUUUCUUGGGAUGGCUCCUCUUCAUACAAGGUGCAUCAGACAAUCCAGGCUGCCACCUGGAUCUAAGCACAGAUCCCCAGUAAAGGCCUACAGGUGACUUUAGAACUUUAGGUCACUAAUGGAUUCUGUUUUUCUUUUUCUUUUCUUUUUUUUUUCCUUGGGUAUAGAAGCAUAGUAUGUCCCUUGCCCUGAGGAAUUCUCCAUGAUCCAUAAAAGACAAAUAGUGAUUUUUCCUCUCUAGUCACUGGUUAGCCUGGGUAGUCACAAAGGAAUAAAACAAGGGCACCAAAAUGCUGAGCCUGGGGAACUCAGACUUGUGGAAGCUAAGAAGUGAGGUAGGUGAUGCUAUGUCUCAGGUCAAAAUGUCAGAUGCAAAUGUAUCUAGUCAGGAGUUCCUAUGAGAGCCGAAAGGUUGGGAGGAUUAUUUAUGGGAUCCCCAAAAGGUAAUGCCAUCCUGCUAGGUUUUCACAAAUGCCAUAUUUCCAUUGCUGCCAAUAGCAAAUGCUUGUUAUAUUUUUUUCAGUUUUGUCAAAAUCGAGAUUUCUGCAUAUAUGAUAUUUCCCCAUGCAGCACAAUAAAUCCAAGUAGAUGUGCACGUUGAGCUAAUUCUCCAUGGCUCUGACUCUGGAGAAGCAAGCCCGAGCAGCUCUUGCCUGACGUGAUGACCACAUGUGCACAGUAGCUCCUCCGUGCUCUCUAGCAUUCAGGACGACUUUAUUGCUGGGUUUGCCUUGCUUAUUCUCCAAACUGAACUUAUUUCAAACCAAGAUGAGGUGUGAAAUUUAGUUCUUUUAGUACUCGCUCUUUCAGGAAGGAUUCUGGAGGUGAGGGGCACAAGAAGAUGAAGUUAAAGCAAAGAGUGUGAAGUGAGAGUUUCCUAACUCUAGUUGUCAGAGAAGAUGUGUGGUCUCAGCAUCUGUAGUAGUUUCUGGCUAAACCCAGGUGGGUGACACACCAGGCUGAUGGUCUUCUUGGAUAGAGUGACACAUAAAGGAUGUUCAAGAAGCAUUAGUUUAGGAUUUUCCCCCCAAAUUUCCCACUCAUCCUUCUUCUUUCUUUCUUUUUUUAAAAUUGUUUUAUUUAUUUAUUUGAGAGCGACAGACACAGAGAGAAA
Jaculus jaculus (lesser Egyptian jerboa) is the source of this 5871-nucleotide messenger RNA. RefSeq names its product solute carrier family 1 member 2 (gene Slc1a2). The record is from RefSeq and is a predicted model, not a curated record. Gene Ontology annotation, biological process: L-glutamate transmembrane transport. Bases 127 to 1815 code for a protein of 562 amino acids. The transcript is spliced from 12 exons. Gene Ontology annotation, molecular function: L-glutamate transmembrane transporter activity; glutamate:sodium symporter activity; neutral L-amino acid transmembrane transporter activity. Gene Ontology annotation, cellular component: plasma membrane. Lineage: Eukaryota; Metazoa; Chordata; Mammalia; Rodentia; Dipodidae.